This is a messenger RNA of Boleophthalmus pectinirostris (great blue-spotted mudskipper), 5113 nucleotides long. It is a transcript of the gene rela, whose product is annotated as v-rel avian reticuloendotheliosis viral oncogene homolog A. Bases 143 to 1972 code for a protein of 609 amino acids. Gene Ontology annotation, molecular function: DNA-binding transcription factor activity, RNA polymerase II-specific; RNA polymerase II cis-regulatory region sequence-specific DNA binding. The transcript has 12 exons. Gene Ontology annotation, cellular component: cytoplasm. Gene Ontology annotation, biological process: cellular response to stress; response to cytokine; innate immune response. NCBI's taxonomy places the organism in Eukaryota, Metazoa, Chordata, Actinopteri, Gobiiformes, Gobiidae. The record is from RefSeq and is a predicted model, not a curated record.
CCCAAGGGGGCGACGCCACAGACAGCUCACAACUCUGUCAAGAAACUUUUACACUUUACACCGUCGCGUUUUUCUAGUGCAGUAUCUCCACCGAAAACAACUGAUACCCACCCCGACGCCGGACCGGACGAAGGGGGGAGCCAUGGCGGGCUUAUAUUCUUGGGGCAUGAGCCCAGUCAAUCCAGUUCAACAGUCCAGGCCGUACAUAGAGAUUAUCGAGCAGCCCAAGCAGAGAGGCAUGCGCUUCAGGUACAAGUGCGAGGGGAGGUCUGCCGGAAGCAUCCCCGGAGAGAAGAGCAACGACACCACCAAGACGCACCCGGCUAUCAAGGUGCACAACUACAGCGGCCCCCUGCGCGUCCGCAUCUCCCUGGUGACCAAAAACCCGCCGCACAAGCCCCACCCCCACGAGCUGGUCGGGAAGGACUGCAAACACGGAUACUACGAGGCCGACCUGCAGGAGCGGAGGAUACACAGUUUUCAGAAUCUGGGCAUCCAGUGUGUGAAGAAAAAGGAUGUGAACGAGGCCAUCACCUGCCGCCUUCAGACCAACAACAAUCCCUUUAACAUAGAAGAAGCGAAGGUCUGGGAGGAGGAGUUUGACCUGAAUUCGGUUCGGCUUUGCUUCCAGGCGUCCAUCACUCUGCCCACGGGCGACCUGUAUCCUCUGGAGCCCGUCGUGUCACAGCCCAUCUACGACAACCGAGCGCCCAACACGGCCGAGCUGAAAAUCUGCAGAGUCAACCGCAACUCGGGCAGCUGCAAGGGCGGAGACGAGAUCUUCCUCCUCUGCGACAAGGUGCAGAAAGAGGACAUCGAGGUGCGCUUCUUCCAGGACGCGUGGGAGGGGAAGGGCACGUUCUCCCAGGCCGACGUGCACAGACAGGUGGCCAUAGUGUUCCGGACGCCGCCGUACCGCGACACCAACCUCUCCAAACCCGUCAGCGUCAAGAUGCAGCUCAGGAGGCCGUCCGACAAGGAGGUCAGCGAGCCCAUGGACUUCCAGUACCUGCCCCAGGACCCAGAUGAGUUCAGAGUGAGCGUGAAGAGGAAGUGCACGGCCGACAUCUUCCAGAGUCUCAAAAGCUCUUCUCUGUCUUCAGUGACCAUCCCACCAGAGCGGAGACAGAUCACCAUCCCCAGGAGAACGGUCAAACCCCAGACCAUGAACCCACCGCCAGAGGUGGCGCCCCCUGCUGUUGCCUCCCUCCGACCGCAGCCGUCCUACUACCCCCAGCCCUCUCAGCUCUUCCAGCACCAGCCCAAAGUGGAGCCGUCCCCGUCCCUCGCCUCCAUCUCCACCGGCAACCUGCCCUGGAAGAUCGAGAGCCUGACCCUGUCCAGUCACCCCAAAGCCACCCCCGUGACCCUCCCGCCCUUCGCCCCGAGCCAGCCGGCGGCCAGCGCGCCCCAACCCCACCCCCCCUCCUCCUCCUCCUCCUCCACCGCCGCCGCCCAGGAUUACUCCACCGUCAACAUCGCCGACCUCCACGAAUUCUUCCCCAACUUCUCCACCGCCAUGGGCCUGGAACCCCCGCCGUCCUCCCAGCCCCCGUCCUCCUCGUCGUCCUCCCAGAUGCCGAGCUCGCAGUACCACGUGGAGGCCGACUACGAAGACUUCCCGAGCUUUUCCGACGCGCAGGACGGCGGGACCUUGGAGAGCCUCAACAUGGACGACUUUGUGGACCUGGUCAACCCCGUCAACCGCCUGCAGGUGAGCGAGGGCGGCGCGGGCCAGGCCGGGUGUCACCAGCUGGCCAACGCGGCGAGCGCCCAGCACAGCACGGCGGAGGGGAACCCGGGCAGCGCGUGGAUGGACUACCCCACAAGCAUAACGGACUUGCUCAAUAACGAAAACAUGAUUGACACUUUAGGUACCGGCAACAACGGCGUACCGCACCAGGAGAUCGGCGAGUUCGAUGGGUUUAUGUCCACGGACGAUGAGCGGCUUAUUUCAAUAUUUAACAGCUAAGAAUUCUCAGUUUUUUUAAUUUUUAAGUUUGUCACAAUGUCGUAUUACAACUUACAGACUCACUAUAUAUUAAAAAAUGAUAAUAAGACAUUGUAAAAGUGCAUUAUAAGAGCUGACAGUUUAUGUAGCAAGCACGUUAUGCAUUUUAGGGCCGGGUGAUAAAGCGUGAAUUGGUCUGAAAAACACAAUAAAAACGUAAUUCCUUCAUCAGAAACUUUUUUUUUGUACAAAAAUGUAUUUUUGUAAUAAACACAGCGAACUGUAGCGAAAAUGCAGUGUCAUACGCCGCACCUCGAGAAAGUCCAAAGGAAUGUGACCCGGCCGUUCAGACUGAAGUCACGUGUCAAAGGAUCGGACGUGUAUCGGUUUCAGGAGCACAUAUCCAAAUGUCCUGGGUCGCAUUUGAAAAAAAAUCAGAUCUGUCAUCAAAAAAAAAUCAUACAGGAGCAUAGGGGCGAAAAAAUUGGGGAUUUGGGUCAUUUCAGCUGCAGCCUGAAGUGACCCAAAUCUGAUUUUUUGGCUUCUAUGUUCCUGUAUCUGAUCUUUUAAUGACGACACAGAUCCGAUUUUUUCAAAUGUGACCCAGGACACUUGGAUAUGUGCUCCUGAAACUGAUACAUAUCUGAUCUUUUGACAUUUGCGACUUCAGUGUGAACGGCCAAAGUGCAUUCAUCCACCUACACGUUAUCAACAAGACACAAACGUCACUAUUCUGCGCUGAAGUAGGCGAAAAUUGUUAAUGAACUCCGUGUCACUGAAGUGAAGCACAUCACCACUCACCACUCUUGGCUCCGUCUCCACAUCCACACGUUCCUUUCAACGGACGUCGCUGCCGCUGUCCCACAAAACACCACGACCAAAAACCUCGUCCUUCUCCUUCUCAAUCUCCUCCUUAAAACAAGUAAGUUGUUCAUGUUCUGGCUCCGGUACGAGAGGAACUUUAAAAUCUCCAGGUGCUCGAUGCUGCGUCCAUGUUUGGACAACUUCUGUAAACACAGAGACGCUCGCUGCGGUUGACGUCGUCGUGUCUCCAGUGUCACAUGUGGGACACUUUUUUUAAUGUUCACACUGGAGUCACAUACAAGUCGCAUUUAACUGGAAACGUGAACGACCUCGCAAAAACAUCAGAUUUCACAAAAAAAUCGGAGUUGAGCGUUAAGCCCUGCAGUCUGAACGUAGCGUGAGACUUUCUUUCACAUCAUUUGACCGUAGACAGAAGCUGUUGAAGUUUCUGAACAUGUAAAAGUCAAACUGCCAUAACUGAGUCGCCGACAUCUAACGUUAACCAACAGACUCGAUUUAUUAGCAGGAGCGAGCGAUUCCUGACGUUACAUUAAACUUUCUCGAGCUUGAUAUUUUCCCCGACUGUUGAAACUCAUUUACAACGGAUGUCGGGUGUUGGGAGAACUGAGUCGGAUUUAUCGAUUACCGAAAUUCAAUAGAAUGCGGCAAUAGUGCAGCAUAAAUACAUAACCUUGAACUGAAUUGAGAUUUCAGCGUUUGCAUGAUUUUAUUAUCGAUAAAAGUCAUGUUAUAAGAAUCUACACUGUGUUAUUUUAAAACAUAAACCAAAGAUGAAAUGCAUUUUUAUACAUUUUUUUUUUUUAAAUCUAUGUUAAACUAAUGGAGCUCAACUUCGAAAAUCCACCUCACACUUCCCGAACAAAAUUUCCCGUUCAUUUUUGUCAUAGACUUUCCAAAAAAAACUGUAUUUUAAAAGUUAGAAAGUUUGCUCAGAGAUAAUCAGCUACUUGACAACAAUAAUUUGACAUAAUUUCAGUUAAAAUCUGUUCUGAAACUUUAUAAACCUUAAAGUUAUUAAAACAUUUUGGAGAACCUUGUGUUUUAAAAAGCCUUUUUGGACUUAAAAACACCACAAUGUUGAUAUUCACUGUUGUUGAACUCUUAAUAUUUGAAAAUUUCCAAAACUCUAUGGAAAAAAAUUAAUGGAACAUUUUUCAUUUUUCUCACAAACUUUACCAAAAAAAAAAAAAAAAAAAAACAUUAAAAAAUUUCAUCAGCUAUGUAGUAACGAAUUCAUUUGACAUAAUUUCUCUUAAAAUCUGCUUCUGAAAUUGCAAAGUUAUGAAAACAUUUUAAUGAAUCUUGUGUUUUUAAAGACAUUUUUGGACUUAAAACCACCACGAUAUGGAUAUUAGCUGUGUUUGAACUCUUAAUAUUUGCAAUGUUCCAAAACUCUAUGAAAAAAAUGACUGGAAAAUUUGCUUUUAAUAGACCUUUUUGGACUUAAAACCAUCACGAUAUUGAUUUUAGCUGUAUUUGAACUCUUAAUGUUUGAAAAUUUCCAAAAAUUAAUGGAAUAUUUUUUUUUUUUCUCAUAAACUUUAUCAAAAUCAGCUACGUGGUAACCAAUAACCACAAUAAUUUGACAUAAUUUCACUUAAAAUCAGUUUCUGAAACUUUAUAAACCUCAAAGUUAUGAAAACAUUUUGCAGAAUCUUGCAUUUUUAAAGACCUUUUUGGACUUAAAACCACCACAAUAUUGAUAUUCGCUGUCGUUGAACACCUAAUAUUUGAAAAUUUCCAAAACUCUAUGGAAAAUGACUGGAAAAUUUGCUUCUGGAACCGUCUGGAUCGCUCACUGUCGACGUUGAAGCGUUGGAACACGGCCGCUUUUGUCCUUCCUCUUUGACGAAACGGACUUUGCCUUAUCAGUUAGAACUUUUACUACCGGUCGUCGUGUUAAAUUAUUUUAUUCCCCAGCCCUAACUGCAUGUUUUAGUUCAUCGCUUUUGCUCAGUGUCUUGCAUCACUUACGCGUUGCCGAUUCUUUGCCAAAUACGAGAUUUCCUCCUCCUCUUCGGAUCCUGUGUAUCGCAGUGUUGACGGUUUCUUUAACACAAAACAGAGGCUUUAACUGUAAAUUGAAAUGAUUAUAUUUUGUUCUCAAAUGUAUAUGUUAUGGAUGAGUUUUACCUACGUGCAUUAUUGUUUUAUUGUUAAGUUUAGUUUUGUUUUUGUUGUUUUGAAGAUUAGAAAUGAUAAUGUGAUAAUGGUGCCUUAAGUCAAUUUUGUAAAGACGAUAUAAUGAAGUUUCUAUGUAAAAAAAGUCGACGCUCGCGGUCGUAACAUUGUACAGAAUGUUCACACGUCGAAUUAAAGUUGGUUUAAAGUUGGAAA